Molecule: messenger RNA, 420 nt
Organism: Aureobasidium namibiae CBS 147.97
Lineage: Eukaryota; Fungi; Ascomycota; Dothideomycetes; Dothideales; Saccotheciaceae
Exons: 7
Coding region: 1-420 (139 amino acids)
Biological process (GO): transmembrane transport
Cellular component (GO): membrane
Source: RefSeq, a predicted model, not a curated record
AUGGAGUCCAUCUGUCGCAGCGUGUUCACGUAUGGCUUAGAGAACGGCGGUCCCGCCGGGCUCCUCUACGGAUUCAUCUUCUGCUUUAUCGGAUAUCUUGCGGUCGUUUUGUCUCUCGCAGAGCUGGUUUCCAUGAUGCCAAAUGCAGCAGGGCAGUACUAUUGGGUGGGAGCUCUUACACCACCACGAUACGGGAAAUUUCUAAGCUGGAUUAUAGGAGGCUACUUACCCGGCACUUCGGUUUUUGUCGGGCUUAUGACGAGUGUUUUUGCAUUCCUCGGUGCCGACGGUGUAAUCCACAUGUGCAAAGAGGUCGAAGAUCUAGAAGUCGAAGUACCGAGGAGCUUAGUAGCAUUCGCUCGCGACGAUGGGCUCCCUAGUUCUUUAUAUCUUAAGGAGAUGAUAGAACCAAGCUUCUAA